Vombatus ursinus (common wombat) is the source of this 1343-nucleotide messenger RNA. It is a transcript of the gene IGFLR1, whose product is annotated as IGF like family receptor 1. The transcript has 6 exons. Bases 240 to 1214 code for a protein of 324 amino acids. The record is from RefSeq and is a predicted model, not a curated record. Lineage: Eukaryota; Metazoa; Chordata; Mammalia; Diprotodontia; Vombatidae.
GUCUUGUGAGGUGCUCGUAGGCUCAUCGGAGACUCGGAGCUAGCUGGAAGGACUUUAGAUCAACCCCUCAUUUUACAGAGACAAUCUGAGGCCCAGAGAAGUCAGCAAGGUUCCAGCCCAGGCCACCCUAUCCCCACCCCCCAAUGUGGAUGACGCAGUCUGCCCGGAAAGGGAAGUUAAGGGAGGGAGUGGGGCCCUGAACAAGACGGCAGGACCAGCUUCAGGCCCCACCCUUCCCCAUGUGGCUCCACCUCCCACUCUGGGGGGCCACACUCCUCUCCUGGGCCUUGGGAACCGCCCCCGUCUCCAGGCACUGCGGCUUUCUGGAGUACUGGGACUUCAAACGCGGAUGCUGCAGGCGGUGUCUAGAGCGCUUCGGCCCGCCAACCUGCCCAGAUUACGAGUUCACCCGCCAUUGUGGCCUCAGCGACCGCGGGGACCUCAUGGAUUUCCCAUUUGCUCGAUGCCCACCGGGGCUAUGCAACAGGGACAGGGCUGAGCAGUGCAGUCGGUGCCUGGACCUUCCUCAGCCCCCAUCUCUGCCCCAUCCCAACCCCCAGCAGCCCGAGCCAGUCGCUCCUGAACCCUCUGUCCCCUGGAAUCGGUGCGAUUGGGAAAAUGUAGCAAUACCCACAAAAUCCUCAUCUUCUGCAAACCCCCGAGGCCCAGGACCAAGUGAUGGGCCUCCUACAUCCCCCAGACCCUGGGUGCCUCAACAACCCUUUGCAGGGAGCAUGGCCUGGUACGUGGUGGGCAUUACCGCCCUUCUGGUGGGAGGCCUGCUUGUUUCAGCUGCCUUACAGACAUUGUUGGGGAGGGCUGAAAACGAGGAGAAGGUGGCAGAAGCUGGGGAAGCCUGCAAGUUCUUCCCCCUAACUGAGGAGCCUGUGCCCCCCACCUUGGCACACCAGCCCCUCUCACGACUUCUGGAUGAGCUAGAGGUGUUGGAGGAGCUGGUUGUCCUGCUGGACCCUGAACCGGGGCCCCGUGGGGGCUCUGCGUGGGGAACCACCCGCCACCUGGCUGCCUGUUAUGGUCUCCCAGCCUCCUGGGCCACCUUUGCCUACUCCCUGCGGCCUGCACACUCCCCACUUCGUGCCCUGCUGGAAACGGUGACAGCUCAGAAUCCCACUGCCCAGCUGGGCCAGCUGGCUGACCACCUGAGCCACCUGGGGCGUGGUGAUGCACUGGGAGUGCUGCAUAAGCUCAGGUGAAGGCUGCCAGGCCAGCAGCUCCCCCCCCAGCUCCCUCAGUCCCCGUCUCCCCCCAUACUUCGGUCUGCACACCCUGCUCAGCCCUGCUUGCCGUGAUUGUAACAAGAAAUAAAUCAUGCUGCCUCUGCA